UCAUCAAGUACCCAAUAGGAGUAGUGAGUCGUGAAUUGUCGGCUAUUCAAUGGCAUUAUACGUGGCUUGAGAAAAAGUAAUUUUAUGAGUGGAAAAUUGCAAUUUAAAUUGAUAAAUUUAGUACAAAUUCUUAUCUCGAAUACGUGAUCUUGUGGUGUAUCUUACAGUCGUAAAAUUCUACUGAAAUGGACGGUGGUUUGUUCUCUUUAUUCGUGAUGAAUUGCAGAAUAACAAAUAGCUGCCAGUUUUAAUAGUAUUCGAUAGAAUUAAUGUUCUUCGAUUUAUCGUUUUUUAAAUAAUUUAUAAAUUAUCGCAUUAUUUAUAAAGUUGACGAUUAAGGAUGGCGUCCGGGGAUUUCGGCAAUCCUCUACGUAAAUUCAAACUAGUAUUCUUGGGAGAACAAAGCGUUGGAAAAACCUCCCUGAUUACUAGAUUUAUGUAUGAUAGUUUCGAUAACACUUAUCAGGCUACCAUCGGUAUAGAUUUUCUUUCAAAGACAAUGUAUCUAGAAGAUAGAACAGUGAGAUUACAGUUGUGGGAUACUGCAGGUCAGGAAAGAUUUAGAAGUCUGAUCCCAUCUUAUAUACGAGAUUCGACUGUGGCUGUAGUUGUUUAUGAUAUUACUAAUGCCAAUUCAUUCCAUCAAACAUCCAAAUGGAUAGAUGACGUUCGGACGGAACGUGGAAGCGAUGUAAUUAUUAUGUUAGUAGGAAAUAAAACCGAUCUGUCGGACAAACGACAAGUAUCCACCGAUGAAGGUGAUCGCAAAGCGAAAGAAUUAAAUGUUAUGUUUAUUGAAACUAGUGCCAAAGCUGGAUAUAAUGUUAAGCAGUUAUUCAGAAGCGUAGCAGCAGCUCUGCCUGGAAUGGAUUCUUCGGAAAAUAAACCAGCUGAAGACAUGCAAGAAGUAGUUCUAAAAGACACGCCGAACGAAGCAACCACCAACGAAGAAGGAUGCGCAUGCUGACAUAGCAUUUCUGUGUAUAAUUUCCUGUUGUACUACCGUUGUUGCCAAGCACGAUUCAUUCCUCCAGUAUUUCGCGAGCUUGCUAUGUACACACAUUUCUUAUCGCCAGUAAUACCGCCUUAUAAGCCAUCUUUUUUUACAUUGGAAACAUUUAUUACCCCGAGAGUAAUGAAACUUUUAACUGAAAUGGAUUAAUCUUGUCUAAUUACUAUUAAUAAAACUAAACGUUUUGCGUUUGUAAAAUAAGUUUUAAUGUUUUAUUUAUACGUUAAUAUUUUUGGUUAACCUACGAUUUAAGCAUCGGGUUUUUGAUGAAGCUGGUACAUCAUUGAUAGGCUUCCAAAAAAUGUAUUAAAUCAAUUAGAUAUUGUGUACAAAUGAAACGACGUCUAUUAGGCUUAAUUAUUUUUGGCAUCGAUAGUUUCUUUGUAUUUUUUUUUCUCUACAAGAUAUACAAUAUGCUGUGAAAUAAUCGAAGGUAUAUUUUUAAUUAUUCGUGUGCGUCUAAACGAUCAAAUAUGAACAUAAAAAUGGAAAACCAAACGAAAACAUCUAGAUUAUUCAUUUCAGUAUUAGCAAGAAAAAUAAAUUGUUAUUAGUGCAAAAAAAAAAGAAAAGAGAAAUUGUUGUUGGUGCGUUUUGUUUUAUUUAUUCAUUUUUAAAAAAAAAUUUAAAUCGUGAGAAUGAAAUUUUUUUUAGAUGAAAUGUUAGAAAUGUACGAAGCAAUAUAAUGUUAGAUUUUAAUCGAUUCGUGCUUCGUUAUUUUAUUUAUUUAUUUAUUAAACAUUUUUUUUUGAUUCAUUACGACGAUUAAAUUAUUUUGUAAUUUUUGUAGAUUUUUUUAUUUUUAUAUACAUUGCAAAAUUUUUUGAUGAUGUCGAAAACGCCAAAGAGUUAGAAAAAACUUGCCCAUUAAGGGUCCCAGAAACAUGCUGGUGGUACAUGUACGUCUUUCAGUUUUUUCUAUUGUGCAAUAUGGUUGAGAAUUUGAGUGUGGCUUUUUUCGUUUCCAUUCAUCGUCGACCUUUUUUCUCGUAACGAAAAUGAUAACGCAUGUCAAAAUAAUCUACACUAAUUACUGUAAAUUAUGUUAAAUUUAAAUUAAAAUAUAUUAAUUUUUUCAUUGCU
Messenger RNA from Planococcus citri (citrus mealybug), 2095 nucleotides. It is a transcript of the gene Rab6, whose product is annotated as RAS oncogene family member Rab6. The transcript is spliced from 7 exons. The coding region runs from base 341 to 967 and encodes 208 amino acids. Gene Ontology annotation, molecular function: GTP binding; GTPase activity. The record is from RefSeq and is a predicted model, not a curated record. Gene Ontology annotation, biological process: vesicle-mediated transport. NCBI's taxonomy places the organism in Eukaryota, Metazoa, Arthropoda, Insecta, Hemiptera, Pseudococcidae.